CACCAGCACGUGUCCCAGCUAUAAGGCCUCAGAGAGGAGGGGCUCCCAGUGCUCCCGGGAACGCUGAGAUGAAGACAGCCCUGCUGUUCCUUGUUGCCCUGGCUGUGGCUUCUGGGCCAGCCCAGGCUCUCCGCUGUCACGUAUGCACAAGCUCCACCAACUGUGAGGAACCUCAGAGCUGCUCAGUCAACUCAAAGUUCUGCAGGAUCGUGACCAAGGUGGAGCCCCUAUCUGGGAACCUGGUGCAGAAGGACUGCACCGAGUCGUGCACGCCCACGCACAGCCUGCAGAGCCAAAUCAGCGUGGGUUUCUCGUCCACCCUGUGCUGCCAGCGCGACCUGUGCAACGAGAGUCUGCAGAGCGCUGCGCCAGCCCGCGCCCUGCUCACCAGCGCCCCCCUCGGCCUGGCGCUGGCCCUGGGCCUCCUCGCCCUCGCCUGGGCCCCCAGCCUGUGACCCUCGGGACCGGGGCCCCACCCCCUCCUCUCCCUGGCCGGGAUGGGGGCUCAGACACCUUGGGCUGGGGGCUCCCCUGGAAGGUCUAGGGCAGGGCGGCGGUGAGGCACGAAGAGCCGCUGGCUUGGAGCCGCCCCUCCCCCAGCACAAGAGGACGCCCCUCCCUGAACAGCGGGGGGGAGGAGGGGGGACAGGAGGCAUUCGGCUCCCUUCGGGCUUCCUAUUCAUUCUGUUUGGCUUCCGUUUAUUUUUCUACCCAAAGCCCUGCACAGGAAUAAAUGGUUGCAAACCA
Messenger RNA from Physeter macrocephalus (sperm whale), 747 nucleotides. It is a transcript of the gene LY6D, whose product is annotated as lymphocyte antigen 6 family member D. The record is from RefSeq and is a predicted model, not a curated record. The coding region runs from base 69 to 455 and encodes 128 amino acids. Gene Ontology annotation, biological process: lymphocyte differentiation. The transcript has 3 exons. Gene Ontology annotation, cellular component: cell surface. NCBI's taxonomy places the organism in Eukaryota, Metazoa, Chordata, Mammalia, Artiodactyla, Physeteridae.